Molecule: messenger RNA, 1317 nt
Organism: Soboliphyme baturini
Lineage: Eukaryota; Metazoa; Nematoda; Enoplea; Dioctophymatida; Soboliphymatidae
Source: the annotation of a GenBank genome assembly
UGUAGCUUUUGUCUCCGCAAUCAGCCUCAUCCGAGGCUGGCUCGCGGAGAGAAUUAUAGCUGUGGAUACAAGCCAUACCGGUGCAACGUGUGCAAGUACUCGACCACUACCAAAGGUAAUCUGUCCAUUCACAUGCAAUCCGACAAGCAUUUGAGCAACGUGCACGAACUACAGCAAGCGAUAGCCUCUGACGGCACCGGCAUUGGUCCUUCUGUGGCAUUUCUUAAACCAAGUGCUGUCAUCGCCACUUCAACGUCUGCAAUGAGUCCCGAGGAAGCCGGGUCUUCGUCCACAGAGGACGGUGUGUCUUCUUCAGCGCUGAACCGCAAGUGCAAGUCGUCAUUUCGUUGUGACGUGUGUAACUAUGAAACGAAUAUUGCCAGAAACCUGCGUAUCCACAUGACCAGCGAAAAGCAUGCGCAGAAUCUGCUUCUGAUUCAGCCUCACCUGAACCUGCUGCACGCUGGCUCAGCAGCUGCCUACGCUACCGGCUUGGUCGCUGACGCCCUCGAGUCGGCUUCCAUGCCAAGCACGGACACCAGUGGUCAUUUAUCUACCGCUUACCCACCCGCAUUAAACAGUCUGUGCCUGGAAUCACAGUUUCGAGAGGGGGACAUCCUGCGAACGUACAUCCUUCUUCAGGAUGAACAGCUGUGGUCGAGUGGAUCUCUGUCAUCGAAGCUGUUCCAAUGCUGUAUAUGCAUUCGAUUCAUGUGCGAGUCCAUCGACCAGCUGAGUAGCCAUAUCUACGCUGACCGCAGCAAGUCAUCUGAUGAGGACGUUUCAGUGGUAAAUCACGUGCGCGAGGGCGGCGAGUCCAAUGAAUGGCGUCUCAACUUCCUGAAUCAAAACAACCCGGUACAACUGAGGUGCGUCGCGUGCAACGAACUUUGCACGAACUUGCACAAGCUUCAAUCACACGUGACCUCACUGCGCCAUGGAUGCUCUGUCCGCGCCUGGCGCACCGUCGACACGGCAAUGACAGAGGCAGGUCAAGACGGUCAGGGUGCUCCUGCCUUACUUUUGUGCACUCUCUGUCGCUUUUACGCUGCCAGCAGAAGCCAGAUGUUUGCUCAUUUGCAUUCUGCGGCGCACGUGACUGCGGCUAGUCGAUACGUAGCGAUGAUUGAAGAGUUAGCACCGGGAUGCUGUAGCGACCCAUUGCCUGACUGGGUUCAGGUGCGACGCGCACCCAGUGACGCUCUGGAGGAAGAUGAUUGUGAGAUCGAUGAGGACGACGAGGUGGAAGCAGAAACGGAAAGACUCGAACCUGGCGACAUUGCCGCUUCUGCUGACAGCCACGGCUGGGUGCCGUAA